AUGAAAACGAUAAUUGGAUUACUUGUACUUCUAACCGUUACCUUUGCUGCCCCGAUAGAUGAUUCUCAAAGUGCGCAAAUUUUGAAAUACGACAGUGAAAAUAUCGGAAUAGAUGGAUAUCGAUUUGAAUUCGAAACUAGCGACGGAACGUCACGCUCGGAGCAAGCCGAACUGCGAAACGCAGGAACGGACGCCGAAGCGAUCGUGGUUCGAGGGUCCUACUCGUACGUUGGUCCGGAUGGAACACAGUAUGUAAUCAACUACGUUGCAGACGAAAACGGUUUUCAACCUGAAGGUGCUCAUAUACCAAAAUAA
This is a messenger RNA of Sabethes cyaneus, 315 nucleotides long. RefSeq names its product flexible cuticle protein 12-like. The record is from RefSeq and is a predicted model, not a curated record. NCBI's taxonomy places the organism in Eukaryota, Metazoa, Arthropoda, Insecta, Diptera, Culicidae. Bases 1 to 315 code for a protein of 104 amino acids. Gene Ontology annotation, molecular function: structural constituent of chitin-based larval cuticle. The transcript is spliced from 3 exons. Gene Ontology annotation, cellular component: chitin-based extracellular matrix.